ACCAUAUUCCAGACUAUCGGUGUCCGCUUCAACAUUUCCCUGCCCCAACAACACUCCCUUGUUCACUAUGAGAUUCUCGUCCAAUUGUUUGGUGCCCAAAAUGGGCUUUGUUCAUCCAUCACUGAAUCCAAACAUAUCAAGGUGGUAAAGAAACCAUGGCGAUGCUCAAGCAAACACAAGGCACUCAGUCAGAUGCUCCUCACCAAUCAGCGCCUGGACAAAAUCGCAGCAGCAAGGGUUGAUUCUCAAGUGCAUGGGAUGCUCAAAGGUUCU
Molecule: messenger RNA, 273 nt
Organism: Suillus paluster
Lineage: Eukaryota; Fungi; Basidiomycota; Agaricomycetes; Boletales; Suillaceae
Exons: 1
Source: RefSeq, a predicted model, not a curated record